GGUAUUUCUUGAUUAGAAUAUACGGUCACUUUGUAUACCCAACUGAAAACAAAAAACGCAUCUUGAAUUAAAAAGAAUAACAAACAGGAUAACAGAACAAUGCAGGACAUUUUCCCAUCCUUAGAUGGCUUUGGCCUACCAGGAAACUACUCCAUUGCGUUGACUACUCUUUUGCUGUGCGUCUUGGCGGCCCUUUAUUUUGCCAACUUUUUCAAGGACAAAACCGACUUGGAGGACGAGGGAUUGGGAACCGAUGAGCCCAGAGAGGAGGAUAGUCAAGAGCUGACAUCUCCCUUGGAUGAGGAAACCGAGGAUGACGAAGCCUUCGGGGAGGAUACCAGCGACAGUGAUUUGGAAUUUAUUGAUGAGCAAGAUGAGCAGCUCCCACAGAAAUCCGGACAAAACUACGGCAACAUAAUGGGCCAGCUUAAGGCCAAACAGUUCCAGGAGAAGAUUGUGAACACCCUAACACCUGUUCAAAUCGAGGAGGAGCGUCGGAUUGAGAGAGAGCAGCUGGCUGCUAUCUUUGAGCUGCUCCGCAAACAGGAGGCGGAGCUAAAUCUCCAGGACCGUAUCAGUGACAAGGAUCUCAAGGAGCAGGUCCGACUCUACCGCUAAAAUGGAGAGAGAAUCGAACGUUAGGCUUACCUGAAAGUGAAAUUUUGUGUGAUCUAUAAGUUAAACGUCCUUGUUACACUGUGUUUUUAGUAUUCUAGGAUCCAAAGGAAGAACUAUGUAUUUGAAAUUCCUUAAUGUAUUGUCUCACAUUUAAAUGCGAAUAAGUUAAGCUAAUAGGUAUAUAUUAGA
Messenger RNA from Drosophila ananassae, 807 nucleotides. Its product is annotated as matrix-remodeling-associated protein 7. The transcript has 2 exons. The coding region runs from base 100 to 618 and encodes 172 amino acids. NCBI's taxonomy places the organism in Eukaryota, Metazoa, Arthropoda, Insecta, Diptera, Drosophilidae. The record is from RefSeq and is a predicted model, not a curated record.